AUGUGCAGUGAACUGCACUUGAGACGGGAUAACGCGGUCGACGAGGCAGGGAAGGAAAGGCGGGGAAGACGGAAGGAUGUGGGCCGCGCCCUCGGGCUUCUUGUCCGUAAUGGACUGAUAGCCCAAACGAACUCUCAUGGGCCUCGCGGAGUCGCAGGCGAGUUGGGCCUCGGCCUGGUCCGCGCCUCAUCUCCCGCAUUGGCUCGUGGGGUCAGCAACAGCAGAAGCCGCCGAAGCGCCCAUGGCUCGCCUCGCCGGGGCCUCCCCCCGCCGCCGGCGAAGCUCAGGGCGGCGAUGCGGAAGCGGUGCGACCAGAUCCUGGCGAAGCUGCGGAAGGACAAGCGGAGCAUCUGGUUCAACGCCCCCGUGGAGGUCGACCGCCUCGGACUCCAAGACUACCACGCCGUCAUCAAGUGCCCCAUGGAUCUCGGCACGGUGAGGGCGAACCUCGCCGCCGGAAGGUACCCCUCGCACGACGACUUCGCCGCCGACAUCCGGCUCACGUUCAGCAACGCGCUGCGGUACAACCCUGCUGGACACGAGGUCCACACCUUCGCCGGCGACCUCCUCGCGUCCUUUGAGAAGAUGUACAAAGCGUCGGUGUCUUGGUUCGAGCAGGAACUCAAGAUCCUUGAGCCGCCGAUGCCAGUGCCGCCACCGGAAUUGCCACCGGCGAAAGCUCCGGCGCAGGUGAAACCAAGGGCAGGGAAUGUGAAAAUGCGGAAAACGAAGGCAAGGGAGCCGAACAAGAGGGAGAUGACCCUGGAGGAGAAGAACUUGUUGAGGGUUGGGUUGGAGAGCUUGCCAGAGGAGAAGAUGCAUAAUGUGUUGCAGAUUGUGCGGAAGAGGAAUGGCAAUCCUGAGCUGGUUGGGGGUGAGAUCGAGCUGGAUAUUGAUGAGAUGGAUGUCGAGACACAGUGGGAGCUUGAUCGAUUCGUCAACAAAUUCAAGAAGGCGCUCAACAAGAGUCGACGGGCUGCCAUUGUUAAUGGUGAAAAUGCCGAUGUCAUUGAUGCUUCCGUGGCUAAUGAUAGUGAUAUGCUGGUGAAUGGCAGUACCGCUACGAUGGUGGACAACGGUGAUGUGACGAUGGCAAUAGAGAGCAAGGAUCCUGACAAGAUCACUACACAGGCCGAGCAGUUGGAUGAGUAUGUAGAUGCAGUGGCGGACCCAGAAUUUUUGUCCUGGGUUUGCCCAUGCUAGCUAUCAAGAGAGGCAAAUCAAACACUAUAUGCACAUGAUGACACAAAUAUAGUCUUAAUUUUAGGAAAGUAUUGGUGUAUCCUGAGGGUGAAUUGAAGAACAAAAUAACACAACUCACUUUGUUCAGUUACUUUCCCUCCCUGUUCUAAGGUUUCCCAUCACCAUUAGAAAUGUGAAGCAUAGGGCAUGGCCUGAUGAAGCAGAAUCUAAUGGUGCUUUGCUAAAGAAAGAAAAAGAAUACCCAUAUUCUUCUUCGUAUUCUAAUCUGAUUGAUUCAACUUGAUCUCAGCGUACAAAUCACAAAAACAUGUAUUCAAUUUUUGAAGUUUGUACUCUCAUUGAUUUCACUUGUUAGCUCAUUAUAGUUUUCAAUUUUCAAUCAAUCUAUGUCUCCAUCUGUUAAGAAAAAAAAAUCAGAGAGACAAAGAACUGAAGAAGUUUGAGUAUACUUGGACAUGGACAGAUAAUGAGUGGAACUGGACCAGGUGAUUUAGUCAGCGCCUAGCCCAGUGACCGGCAGCCUCUGCCACCGGUGCUCGCUGUCCGGCCGCAGCGCCACGACGCUCAAACCGUCCAUGCGUCGUGCUUGCCAUGAGGCUGCCGAUCAAUGAUACAGUGCCACAGCGCGCCACGCUGUCGCAGCGCCGCCAACGCCUGCUCCAAACCCUACCGCAUGAGUGCUAGCCAAAGGGGAACAUCAUCUUCUGGUGGGCUGUGCAACAGCUAGACUUUUACUUCUUGGGCUUUUGCUUAGUUUCAGCCCACUGAUGCAUACUGCCUACUAAAUCUUUUCCGAAUUUUCUGGGUAUGCCGGUGCAUACCCGGCACCAGCCCUGGGUCCGCCCCUGUGUAGAUGUCGGGGAUGAAAUGCCAACAGCAACUUACCAAUCAGUGGAGAUUGAGAAGGAUACUGAGGCCGCGAGCAGUGGGUCCUCAUCAUCCAGUGAUUCAGGGAGCUCAAAGGACAGUGUCUCAGAAUCUGGCAAUGCCCAUUCUCUGGUGUAAGGCCUCCAUUCUAACAGUAGGAUACGAGUAGGUGGAUGAUUAAUUUCCUUUUGUGUGAUUGGUGGUGUAGAGACAACAAAAGUGUAGGUGUUUUGUAAGUUGAUUAAGAGGAGUUGGUAUCUGUUUGGAUUUAGUCAAGAUUAAUUUGUAGCGAGUGAACUGGCUUUGUGGCUAUUCUGAUAGCGCAGGUGUCCUAUGUACAUAUAAGUGAAAAAUGGAGACUACGGUAGCAAUUGGUAGACUGGUAGUUCACCAGGCUUUCUGAUCUGAAGAAGUGAAUAUGGUUCAUGUGGCUGUCUGUUCUUCUAGUUCUCAAUGCAGUUGUUUUGUUA
Oryza sativa Japonica Group (Japanese rice) is the source of this 2540-nucleotide messenger RNA. RefSeq names its product transcription factor GTE4. The record is from RefSeq and is a predicted model, not a curated record. Gene Ontology annotation, molecular function: protein binding. Lineage: Eukaryota; Viridiplantae; Streptophyta; Magnoliopsida; Poales; Poaceae.